CUCCCUGGGCGGGGAGCCUUUGCACAUUGCCCCCCAUCCCUGGCCUGGCCUGGGAGGAAACAUCUGUCGCACCCCCUGGCAGCAGAAAUGGGGUCAUGACCUCCAGAUGUGCUGGGAAGCGUCCAGCGCCUCCUCCUGGGGCAGCCAGGCCUUCCGGAUCUGUGGGGGCGGGGCCCGCCCCCUCCCCCCCAGUGACACAGGCCGCGAGGAAUGUCCUGGCCUCAAUGGACCCUGUGUGAAGCUGCCGGGUGGGGGGCAGAGCCCAAGAACACCCCCAAGGCAGGGCCAGAGCCCGGCACUGGGCCAGAGCAAGAGGCAGCCCGUGGGCUGUGCACGCACACACACAGAGCUCAGCCCACACGGAGCAGGGGCCUGCACAGACCCCUCCUUCAUGUCCCCUCUCACCCUCAUCACACACACCACAGCCCCGGCCCAAGAGCUUGGCACACGGGGCCAGGCCUGCAUCCGCCGCCACACACGUAACACAUAGCCAGCCUCGCUUGCUUCAACCUCCUUUCAAUUUCCCAGCAGUGUUGGGAGGGGACAGGAAUGGUUAACCCCAUUUUAGAGAUGUGAGAGCAGAGGCUCAGGCUCAGUAUCAGAGCUUGUCCUAGGAGAGACCUAGGGAGGAGGCACUCUGAGCUUUGCAGGCCUACCCUUGCUUGUUCUGGAGCGUCAGUUGAGGGGUGCACGGAGCCCCCGCCCCCACCUCCCCUUAGCCCAGCCGCACACAGUGUCACUGGGUGAUGCAUGCAGACCCACUGGUAGGUGCCUGCACCCCUAGUGGAGGGUCCCCACAUCCCCCCUGCAGCUGCCCACUCCAUCCUGGGUUCACCCAGGGGUGGCUCCCCCUCAUGUUCUCACACCACCUUUUGCACCUGCCCCUGGCCUCAGACACAUUUCCGUACUUCACAGGUCCCUGGGGCCUUGCGUGUCUCGGUCUUACAUCCUGUGAGACCUUCAGCUCAACCCAACCCCCCACUCACCCCACACCUACACACGCUAGAUAGGAGGGGGGAGGUACGGCACUGCUUAGGCCCUGGAGAUUGACAAACCCAAGUUCAAAUUCUUGCUGUGACAUAGAAUUGCUUCAGGCAAGAGCAUCUCUUUAUCUGGACCUCAGUUUGACCAUCUGUCACAUGGUUCAGACCUCCCUGUCAGCAUUCGUGAGGCCAGGUAGGCAGAGGUCCCCAUGGGUCUCAGUUCCAGCAAAGGGGCCCAGUCAGCAUGACUCCCUCCCAUGCCCCCAGUAUGGCCACAGUAGCCUGCAAGAGGGUGAACCCGGGCCUGUCCUUCAGCCCAGGGUGACUUGGGUCCCAUUACUGAGCUGGUAUGACCCCCAGCACCUUCCUCAGGAUGUGGGGCCAGGCAGGGGGCUGGGCCCAGAGUUGGGGCCACUUCCUGUGCUGAAGGACGUCCUUUUGCCAUUCCUGCUGUCCUGACAGUGCCCCCUGGGAACCCCUGUGGCCUUGAGGUAUUGAAGCCGUGAGGGCCAGGGCCUUGAGACCCAGCCUCUGGGUGCUCAGCUCCUCAGGGACCCUGGAGGAAGUGGGAGGGGCAGGGAGGAAGGUCUCUGGGGACAGGACGUCCUCCCUUUGUCAAGUGGGCAGGACCCAGACACCAGUGGCCCCACGGGUUUCCCGUCGCAGAUGAGACAAAUCAUCUGUCCGGUUGGGCCAGGCCUUGGUGGGGACCCUCACUCUGGGCCCAGGCCAAAGCCAAGGUGUAGGAGUGGGAACUAGAGGACCCUGGCAGCCCCAGGGCUGCCCAGGCUCAAGAGCCUCAGGGCCAAAGCCUCGACAGCCCACCCUGGGCCCUGCCCAGAGCUAAGCUGGAGAAGGGGUCUGGAAACCUAAGCCCCAGGCAGACGAGGAAGUGGCCAGGAAAGCGGAAGCGGCUUUGAUGGUCACGGAGGGGGCCGGAAGCCAACCGGCGAGGUGGAGGACCAGGCCGGGCUGGGUUCCUGUUUUCUCCCCAGGCCCCUCUGAGUAGCCCCCUCCUCCCCCAGGGCAGAAACCGGCCUGCCGGCUGGGCACCGAACACCCGUGCCCGCCAAUGCGGCCCGGCCCCCACGCCAGGCCCGCGGCACGCCCAUGUGGGCCGGCGGCGUGGGGAGCCCUCGGCGGGGCGUGGCCCCUGCGCCCACCGAUGACCUGUUCGCCCGAAAGCUGCGCCAGCCGUCCCGGCCCCCGCUGACGCCGCUCACCUUCGAGCCGAGGCCUGCCCGGGGCCCGCUCCUGCGCAGCGGCAGCGAUGCCGGCGAGGCCCGGCCCCCAACGCCGGCCAGCCCUCGCGCCCGGGCCCACAGCCACGAGGAGGCCAGCCGCCCCGCCGCCGCCGUCACCCGGCUCUUCACCGACCCGCUGGCCCUGCUGGGGCUGCCGGCCGAGGAGCCGGAGCCCGCCUUCCCGCCGGUGCCCGAGCCCCGCUGGUUCGCUCACUACGACGUGCAGAGCCUGCUCUUCGACUGGGCCCCAAGGCCGCGGGGGCCGGGGGGCCGCACAGAGUCCCGCUCUGGGACCCCCGCCUCCGCUGAGGACCAGACUGCUAGCUCGGACCUGCUGCUUGACGCGCCUGGCUUCGUGAGUGAGCUCGGGGGCGAGGGCGAGCUGGGCCUGGGUGGCCCUGUGUCCCCACCUGUGCCCCCUGCGCUGCCCAACGCGGCCGUGUCUGUCCUGGAGGAGCCACAGAACCGAACCUCGGCCUACAGCCUGGAGCACGCAGACCUGGGUGCUGGCUACUACCGCAAGUACUUCUAUGGCAAAGAACACCAGAACUUCUUCGGACUGGACGAGGCGCUGGGCCCGGUGGCAGUGAGCCUGCGGCGGGAGGAAAAGGAGAGCAGCGGAGGCGGCACUCUGCACAGCUACCGCAUCAUCGUGCGGACCACGCAGCUCCGGACCCUCCGAGGCACCAUCUCCGAGGAUGCGCUGCCGCCGGGGCCCCCGCGGGGCCUGUCCCCAAGGAAGCUUCUGGAGCACGUGGCGCCGCGGCUGAGCCCGACCUGCCUGCGCCUGGGCUCCGCUUCACCAAAGGUGCCACGCACGCUGCUCACACUGGACGAGCAAGUGCUGAGCUUCCAGCGCAAAGUGGGCAUCCUGUACUGCCGGGAGGGCCAGGGCUCUGAGGAGGAGAUGUACAACAACCAGGAGGCAGGACCGGCCUUCACGCAGUUCCUCACGCUGCUGGGCGACGUGGUGCGGCUCAAAGGCUUCGAGAGCUACCGGGCCCAGCUGGACACCAAAACGGAUUCCACGGGCACGCACUCCCUCUACACGACGUACCAGGACUACGAGGUCAUGUUCCACGUGUCCACAAUGCUGCCUUACACCCCCAAUAACCAGCAGCAGCUCCUGCGGAAGCGCCACAUCGGCAACGACAUUGUGACCAUCGUGUUCCAGGAACCCGGUAGCAAGCCCUUCUGCCCCGCCACCAUCCGCUCGCACUUCCAGCACGUGUUCUUAGUGGUGCGGGCGCAUGCGCCCUGCACCCCGCACACCUCCUACAGGGUGGCCGUGAGCCGCACCCAGGACACCCCGGCCUUUGGGCCAGCUCUGCCCCCUGGCGGGGGCCCCUUCGCAGCCAACGCCGACUUCCGGGCCUUCCUGCUGGCCAAGGCGCUCAAUGGCGAGCAGGCAGCGGGCCACGCAGGCCAGUUCCACGCCAUGGCCACGCGCACGCGCCAGCAGUACCUGCAGGAACUGGCCACCAAUGAGGUCACCACCACGUCGCUGGACUCGGCUUCGCGCUUCGGUCUGCCCUCCCUGGGUGGGAGGCGGCGAGCGCCCCCUCGGGGCCCGGGCGCCGAGCUGCAGGCGGCGGGCGCGCUGGUGUGGGGCGUGCGCGCGGCGCCCGGGGCGCGGGGCGCGGCCGGGGCCCAGGCGAGCGGCCCCGACGGUGGCGAGGUGCCCUGCCUGCUGGGCAUCUCGGCCGAGGCGCUGGUGCUGGUAGCGCCGCGCGACGGCCGCGUCGUCUUCAACUGUGCCUGUCGCGACGUGCUGGCCUGGACAUUCUCCGAGCAGCAGCUCGACCUGUACCACGGCCGCGGGGAGGCUGUCACGCUGCGGCUCGACGGGCCCCCCGGCCAAGCCGUGGGCGAGGUGGUGGCGCGGCUGCAGCUGGUGAGCCGCGGCUGCGAGACCCGGGAGCUGGCGCUGCCCCGCGACGGCCAAGGCCGCCUGGGCUUCGAGGUGGACGCCGAGGGCUUCGUCACGCACGUGGAGCGCUUCACCUUUGCCGAGACGGCGGGGCUGCGGCCCGGGGCGCGCCUACUGCGUGUGUGCGGCCAGACGCUGCCCAGCCUCGGCCCCGAGGCCACCGGCCAGCUGCUGCGCUCGGCGCCCAAGGUCUGCGUCACCGUCCUGCUCCCUGACGAGACCGGCCGGCCGCGCAGGAGCUUUUCGGAGCUGUACACACUGUCUCUGCAGGAGCCCAGCCGGCGGGGUGCCCCAGAGCCUGUGCAGGAUGAGGCCCCGAGGCUGGUCCUGCUGCCUGCCACAAAGCAGCUGCUACAUCUGUGCUUGAACGAUGGCGGUGGUCCUCCAGGGCCCAGGGACCUGGCGGAGGAGAGGACUGAGUUCCUGCACAGCCAGAACUCACCAUCACCCCACAGCUCCCUGUCAGACGAGGCCCCAGUCCUGCCCAACACCACCCCGGACCUCCUCCUAGCUACCACCGCCAAGCCGGCCACACCUAGCACUGGCAGGGAGACUCCCCCGACCCAGGACGGGCCAGGCAGCCCCAAUGGUUGUGAGGACAGGGACAACCCGGCCCCGGAGCUGAGGGCCUCCUUCCUGCCACGAACCCUGUCUCUGCGCAACUCCAUCAGCAAAAUCAUGUCAGAGGCAGGCAGCGAGACCCUGGAAGAUGAGUGGCAGUCCAUCUCGGAGAUCGCCUCCACUUGCAACACCAUCUUGGAGUCGCUGUCCCGGGAGGGACAGCCCAUCCCAGAGAGCGGAGAUGCCAAGGGAACUCCAAACUCUGAUGCUGAGCCAGAACCGGGGAACCUGUCGGAGAAGGUCUGUCACCUGGAGUCCAUGCUCAGGAAGCUGCAGGAUGACCUGCAGAAGGAGAAGGCAGACAAGGCAGCCCUGGAGGAGGAAGUGCGGAGCCUGCGGCACAACAACCGGCGGCUGCAGGCUGAGUCGGAGAGCGCGGCCACCCGCCUGCUCCUGGCCUCCAAGCAGCUAGGCCCGCCCACCGCCGACCUGGCCUGAGCCGCCUGGUCCAGCCUCAGCCUGCCCGUGGACCUGCUCCGAACUGCCCAGGACCUUCAGGGCCCCGGGGCACACCGGGCCCUGGCCUUCCUCAGGAACUGCCCCCGCGCAUAGGCGCAUCUUAGCACUGCCCCCACUGCCCGGCCCAUUAUUUGGUGGCGAAGUUGCCCUUGCCACAUCCCUGUUUGUAAAUAUUCUGUGGAGAAAAUAGGACUUCAAGGAGUAAAGAAACCACUGCUAUUUGUGUCUGUA
Messenger RNA from Diceros bicornis minor, 5468 nucleotides. RefSeq names its product signal-induced proliferation-associated 1 (gene SIPA1). Gene Ontology annotation, cellular component: cytoplasm; plasma membrane; Golgi apparatus. Gene Ontology annotation, biological process: epithelial cell morphogenesis; regulation of small GTPase mediated signal transduction; establishment of epithelial cell polarity. The transcript has 15 exons. The record is from RefSeq and is a predicted model, not a curated record. Gene Ontology annotation, molecular function: protein binding; GTPase activator activity. NCBI's taxonomy places the organism in Eukaryota, Metazoa, Chordata, Mammalia, Perissodactyla, Rhinocerotidae. Bases 2094 to 5216 code for a protein of 1040 amino acids.